Arvicola amphibius (Eurasian water vole) is the source of this 904-nucleotide messenger RNA. RefSeq names its product histone H3. Bases 159 to 569 code for a protein of 136 amino acids. Gene Ontology annotation, molecular function: structural constituent of chromatin; DNA binding; protein heterodimerization activity. The record is from RefSeq and is a predicted model, not a curated record. The transcript has a single exon. Lineage: Eukaryota; Metazoa; Chordata; Mammalia; Rodentia; Cricetidae. Gene Ontology annotation, cellular component: nucleosome.
CCGGGGCCGGUGACGCCACGGCCAAUGGUCCGGCAGCGCGGGACUUUCAAGUCGCUGUCUCCGCCCCGCCGCGGGGAAGACUGCGCCUAUAAAGUCGGCCGGCUGGGUCCCCGGUCAGGUCCCCGGCGCUCCUUGUCUCGCUGUGUCCUGUCUCCGCCAUGGCCCGCACGAAGCAGACCGCCCGCAAGUCCACCGGCGGCAAGGCCCCGCGCAAGCAGCUGGCCACCAAGGCUGCCCGCAAGAGCGCGCCGGCCACGGGCGGCGUGAAGAAGCCGCACCGCUACCGGCCCGGCACCGUGGCGCUGCGCGAGAUCCGGCGCUACCAGAAGUCGACCGAGCUGCUGAUCCGCAAGCUGCCGUUCCAGCGCCUGGUGCGCGAGAUCGCGCAGGACUUCAAGACCGACCUGCGCUUCCAGAGCUCGGCCGUCAUGGCGCUGCAGGAGGCGAGCGAGGCCUACCUGGUGGGGCUGUUCGAGGACACGAACCUGUGCGCCAUCCACGCCAAGCGCGUCACCAUCAUGCCCAAGGACAUCCAGCUGGCCCGCCGCAUCCGCGGGGAGCGGGCCUGAGCUCCACAUGUCGGUUCCGUUCCACCAAAGGCUCUUUUCAGAGCCACCACGUGCGCCCGAAGGAGCUGUGCGCAUCUCUGUCCUUGCCUUGUAUGUCUACUACUGUCAUGGGUAGAGGUCGGUUUCGGGGUGCUCGCCGAGCAUCUACUGGUUAAUUAUUUUAGAUGUUACACUUGCAGCCCUUUCAAGGGUUCUUUCCAGGAAGGUUCCCAGAACAUCUGUUGAAGUAACCCAUUAGCAUGCUUUUGGAACAAAUAGGCUUUCACAGUCCUCUUGCAAAGGUGUUGUGGACCUUUAAGGGGUAUUGGAUUAAUUCGUGGUUCGUUUUUUUUUUU